GAUAUCCGAAGUUCCAAAUCGCACAAAAGACUUCUUGCACCAAUUCACAAGACACAACGAACAAAGAUCACAACACCGAAACCUCCACGAUGACGCACAUCACGAGCUUCUUUGCUCUUGUACUCCUCCUCGCAGGAGCCGCCUUCUCUGCCCCCAUUGAGAACCGCCAGGUCAUUCCCGCCGGCUGCACCAACAUCACCAUCUCGGUCACCGCGUCCUCCUCGGACAACAUACCCCUUCCACCCGACUUGACAACUGCAAACUUCCUCCUCCUGGUCAAUCCAAUCCUUUCUAGAGUCCUCGAUGCUGUAGCAUCUGGUACAUACAACAUCGCAGCUACUUACUGCCCCGGAGUUGGAACCCGGGCGAAUACUCUUCAAAUCUUGAUACAUGGCGGAAGCUACACAAAGGCAUACUGGUUUGGAGAAUAUUUCAAUCCAGACAACAGCUGGGUUUCCUACGCCUCCUCCGAGGGCUACGCAACUCUCACAAUCGACCGCGUCGGAAACGGCGACUCAUCCCACCCAGACCCCAUAACCAUCGUCCAGCUGCCUUAUCAAGCCGAACAGGUCCACCAAAUAAUCGUUAUGGCCCGAGGUGGCACCCUUCCCCUGCCUGCCCCAUACACAGGUACAAUCUUCGACAAGAUCAUCCUCGCUGGCCACAGCCUCGGCUCCGUCGUCACCAACAACCUCAACGCCAAAUACCCGUCCGACGCAGACGCUACCCUGCUAACAGGCUAUGCAAUCUUCUUCCCCCCACAAUUCACCGGCGUCUUCGUGCAGUCCUGGCUCGCCCCCGCAUUCCUUGACCCCCGUUUCGCCGGCUACAACCCAGGAUACCUCGAGUUCAACAACGAGAACUACCUCACCUUCCUAUUCUACGCGCCCGGGAAGUUCUCCCAGAGCAUGGCAGACGUCGAUUUCGCAACCCGCGGCACCGUCUCCUUAGGUGAAGCAGCAUCCGUGAUGAUUGGCAGCAUCGAGACCACGUACACAGGCCCUGUCAUGGUGAUCACGGGCCAGCACGACUCGAUCUACUGCAGCACGUUGAAUAUCGACGUCCAGAUUCUGCUGGGCACGCCGUUGUGUGAUAUGAGUGCGAACGGCAUUGUUGGGAAGGCGGCGACUUUGUAUCCUCAUGCGAGCGACUUCAAGGUCGUGUUCCCGAAUGCAGGGCAUUGUUGGCAUUUGCAUAAUAAUGCUUCUUAUACGUUUGGCAUUGCUCAUGACUGGUUGGCUAGCCAGGGAUUCUGA
Molecule: messenger RNA, 1256 nt
Organism: Hyaloscypha bicolor E
Lineage: Eukaryota; Fungi; Ascomycota; Leotiomycetes; Helotiales; Hyaloscyphaceae
Product: alpha/beta-hydrolase
Exons: 2
Coding region: 90-1256 (388 amino acids)
Source: RefSeq, a predicted model, not a curated record